Cavia porcellus (domestic guinea pig) is the source of this 1613-nucleotide messenger RNA. RefSeq names its product mitochondrial ribosomal protein S5 (gene Mrps5). Lineage: Eukaryota; Metazoa; Chordata; Mammalia; Rodentia; Caviidae. Gene Ontology annotation, biological process: translation. Gene Ontology annotation, molecular function: RNA binding; structural constituent of ribosome. Bases 184 to 1479 code for a protein of 431 amino acids. The transcript is spliced from 12 exons. The record is from RefSeq and is a predicted model, not a curated record. Gene Ontology annotation, cellular component: ribosome.
GCGCCUGACUCAGUGUGCCCCGGGGCCUGUCCGACAAUCCUCCGCUCCGCCUGAGCUGGGGCGUGGGUUUUGGGCCCUCGGCAUCCGUCUGUGGACUGAGUUCAGUGUCUGACGCGGAGCAGUCGUGGCAGGCGCUCGGGAGGGCUGCCCUGGAGGGAGGCGGGGUGCUUCUGGGGCGCCAGCAUGGCGGCGGCCGUGCGCGCUGUGCGCUCCUUGCCUGCUCUGUGCGGAGUCCCAGCGGGUCACUUUUGGUCCAGGCAGCUUUCCCUAAGCGCCUUUCCAACGGCUUCUGUUUUGGCAUCCAAGACCACGGUGAUCGGCAAUGGCGCUUUGUCACCAUGGAACACUGGGGACGAUCAUCAUUUCACCUGCCUGAGCCGCCUGCUCCGGACACAGUGCUGUGUUUCUUCUCCCAGCAGCCUGCUGGGCCAGCAGUGUAGACCCUACAGUUUCUUCACUAAAUUGACGGCUGAUCAGCUGUGGAAAGGUGCAUUAGCAGAGUCUGGUGCUGGAGCAAGAAAAGGAAGAGGCAAGAGAACUAAGAAAAAGAGAAGAAAAGACUUGAACAGGGGUCAGAUUAUUGGUGAAGGGCGCUCUGGUUUCCUGUGGCCCGGCCUGAAUGCCCCUCUUAUGAAAAAUGGAGCCAUGCAGACCAUCGCCCAGAGAAGCAGGGAGGAGCAGCAGAAGGUGGAGGCGGACAUGCUGCAGCAGCGGGAGGAGUGGGAGCGGAGGAGGAAGGUCAAAGUGAAGCGGGAACGCGGCUGGAGCGGCAACACCUGGGGCGGCGUCAGCCUGGGGCCCCCCGACCCCGGCCCCAAUGGAGAAACAUACGAGGAUUUUGAUACCAGGAUACUAGAGGUAAGAAAUGUUUUCAAUAUGACAGCAAAAGAGGGAAGAAAGAAAUCGACCCGCGUCCUGGUCGCCGUGGGGAAUGGAAACGGUGCUGCAGGUUUUGCCAUUGGGAAAGCCAUUGACCGGAUGGACGCGUUCAGGAAAGCAAAGAACAAGGCGAUUCACUAUUUGCAUUAUAUAGAACGAUACGAGGGCCACACAAUUUUCCAUGACAUUUCCUUAAGAUAUAAAAGGACGCACAUCAAGAUGAAGAAACAGCCCAGAGGUUACGGCCUGCGCUGCCACCGGGCCAUCAUCACCAUCUGCCGGCUCAUUGGCAUCAAGGACAUGUAUGCCAAGGUGUCGGGCUCGGUCAACAUGAUCAACCUCACCUGCGGUGUCUUCCGAGGCCUAUCCCGCCAGGAAACCCAUCAACAGCUGGCCGAUAAGAAGGGGCUGCACGUGGUAGAGUUCCGGGAGGAAUGUGGCCCUCUGCCCAUCGUGGUCGCUUCCCCCCGCGGGGCCUUGAGAAAGGACCCAGAGCCGGAAGAAGAGGUUUCAGACGUCAAGCUGGACUGGGAGGAGGUGAAGGCUGCGCAGGGGAUGAAGCGCUCUGUGUGGUCCCGUUUGAAGCGCGCGGCCACCUGACCUUCCUCUGCCCGUCCUGGGCCUGGUGCCGUCCACACACCCCUCACAUCCUGGGGCCUUGCCUUCUUUCUUGCAGGAAAGCCCAACUGUAACGUCUUCUUUUACAAAUAAAUAAUAUUUGUGUAAUACAUAAA